Saccharomycopsis crataegensis is the source of this 1329-nucleotide messenger RNA. RefSeq names its product proteasome regulatory particle lid subunit RPN5 (gene RPN5). NCBI's taxonomy places the organism in Eukaryota, Fungi, Ascomycota, Saccharomycetes, Ascoideales, Saccharomycopsidaceae. The coding region runs from base 1 to 1329 and encodes 442 amino acids. The record is from RefSeq and is a predicted model, not a curated record. The transcript is spliced from 2 exons. Gene Ontology annotation, cellular component: cytoplasm; proteasome regulatory particle, lid subcomplex.
AUGUCCAGAGAAGCCCCAUUGAAAGCGGAAAAGGAUUUCUCAGAAACUCUUAAUGAGCAAUUUCCACAAAUUGAUAUUUUAACCAAGAACGACUACCAGUCAGCCUUGGAUAAAUUAUUGCUAUUGGAAAAACAAACCAGACAAGCUUCUGAUUUGGAGUCAUCCAAGAGAGUUUUGGGUAAAAUAGUCGAGGUGUUAACUAGUAACAAUGAUUGGAAUUUAUUAAACGAACAACUUACUUUAUUGUCCAAGAAACAUGGGCAAUUGAAAUUAUCCAUCCAACUGAUGGUCCAGAAAAUCAUAGAAUCCAUUGAUACAAUUUCUGAUACUGCUACAAAGGUCGAAGUUAUUGAAACCAUCAGAACUGUCACAGAAAAUAAGAUUUAUGUUGAAGUAGAAAGGGCCAGAGUCACCAGAAUAUUAACUAAGAUUAAAUUAGAUCAAGGUGACCUCGAUACAGCCGCUGAAUUGUUAUGUGAAUUACAAGUUGAAACAUACGGCUCAAUGGAAUUGAAUGAGAAGAUUGAGUUCAUUUUGGAACAAAUGGAAUUGACCAUCAAAAAGGGUGAUUUUGAACAAGCCAAGAUUUUGUCCAGAAAAAUCUUGGAAAGAACUUUGAAUGAAGAUGAAUUCAAGGUUUUGAAACAAAGAUAUUUCGAAUUGAAAAUAAAGAUUAGUUUGAACGAUAGUGAUUACCUCGAAGUUGCUAAAAAUUAUUUAAAAAUUUACUCGAUAGACACUAUUCAAAAUGACAAACAGUCAUUGAACGAAAUUUUGAUUAAUAUUGUUUACUUCAUUAUUUUGGCUCCAUAUGAUAACCUUCAGCAUGAUCUCAUCAACAAGGUUUAUAUCGAUGCUAACUUGAAAAACUUGGAAACACACUAUCAAUUGAUCAAAUCAUUCAUCAAGCAAGAAUUGAUGAGAUGGCCAAAAAUCGAAGAAACUUUUGGUUCUGAAUUCAAGAAAUCAUUCGUUUUUAGUGAACCAACCAUUGGUGACAAGCGUUUGGGUGACUUGAGAAGCAGAGUUAUUGAGCACAACUUGAGAAUUAUCUCCAAAUACUAUUCAAACAUAUCAAUUCAAAGAAUCAAUCAAUUAUUAGACUUGUCUGAAUUAGAAACUGAACAAUUCAUCAGUGACUUGGUAUUCAAGGGAGUCAUUUACGCAAAAAUUAAUAGACCAAAGAAGAUUGUCAGCUUCUCCAAACCAAAGGCCUCUAAUGAUUUAUUGAAUGAAUGGUCAAGAAAUGUUGAUGAAUUAUUGAGUGAGAUUGAAACUAUUGGCCAUUUGAUUACCAAAGAAGAGAUCAUCAAUGAAAUUAAGGUCUAA